AUGUUAGAUGUGGCGGACACAAAGAAUGUGAAUACUGAAGAUGGCCAACAGGAGAUUGUGCGAGCCUUUCACGAUGAACGAAUAAAAGACUGCUCAAAUCUACUGAAGACAAGGAUGGAGUUCCUGAAGGAGGUUGUACUGCCAAAUGAAACCUGGUUGAGCGCCCAUGACAAAUACCAUGAUGCACUGCUGUUAGCUGGGGCCGAUCCUAAUAUUCAGGGAAUAUUUUCACAGACUGCGUUACAUCUGGCUUGUAGUCAUGGCUAUGGGAAGGUCGUAAGAAUCUUACUAAAGUCUGAAUACAAUAUUGACGUCAACAUUAAAGAAGCCUUUGGAUGGACUCCAAUGAUGGUUGCAGUCAACAGUGGUCACGAGGGCGUCUUCUUUUUACUGGUGAAGAUCCAUAAGCCGAAUGAAAACGAUCUUGACAAGUAUAAAAUGAACCUUCUACACCUCGCUUGUAAAGGAGGGAAUCUGGCUAUUGUCAAGAAUCUUAUAGACAAGCACCGGUUUCAUGUAAAUUCCUGGAGUGAGCAAGGCACCCCUUUGAUGCUCGCAAUGGGGCACAAUAACAUUGAUUUGUGUCAGUUUCUUGUCGACAGUGGAGCUGUUGCAUUUGAAGAAAAUAUGGAUGGUGAUUCCAUUCUGCAUAUCGCUUGCCGCUGUGGGAGCCAUGCUCUCAUUGAAAGACUCUUGACGUUCACAGGACUUGCCAUUGAUGUCCAAGGUCAACACGGAUGGACGCCAUUAAUGGUAGCAGCAGCAAAUGGUAAGUACGAAGUGUUUCGGGUUCUCAAAGACCUUGGAGCCAAAGUUGAAAACCAGGUCGAUCCUUCAAAGAACUCUCUGCUCCAUCUCGCUUGUCAAGGAGGGAAUGAAAGCAUCGUGCGUUACUUGCUACCCCUGUAUGGAGUACACAUAAAGGGUGAGGAAGCGCGAACUCCACUGGAGACAGCCGAGCUGUACAAGCAAUCUUCAAUAGUGGAGCUUCUCAAGAUGCAAGCGACAUCAGGAUGUGAAGACCGUCACAGUACUCCUGAGAUCCUACCAGGUCAUCGUAAACAUAAACUGUCGUGA
Haliotis rubra (blacklip abalone) is the source of this 1077-nucleotide messenger RNA. Its product is annotated as ankyrin-1-like. The record is from RefSeq and is a predicted model, not a curated record. The transcript is spliced from 3 exons. Bases 1 to 1077 code for a protein of 358 amino acids. Lineage: Eukaryota; Metazoa; Mollusca; Gastropoda; Lepetellida; Haliotidae. Gene Ontology annotation, molecular function: protein binding.